This is a messenger RNA of Helobdella robusta, 681 nucleotides long. RefSeq lists its product as hypothetical. Gene Ontology annotation, molecular function: DNA-binding transcription factor activity, RNA polymerase II-specific; RNA polymerase II cis-regulatory region sequence-specific DNA binding. The transcript is spliced from 2 exons. Gene Ontology annotation, biological process: cell fate specification; regulation of transcription by RNA polymerase II; positive regulation of DNA-templated transcription. The annotation marks the transcript as partial. NCBI's taxonomy places the organism in Eukaryota, Metazoa, Annelida, Clitellata, Rhynchobdellida, Glossiphoniidae. The record is from RefSeq and is a predicted model, not a curated record. Gene Ontology annotation, cellular component: nucleus.
AUGUUGCAACAGCAACAACGACGACAACAAAAACAUCAACAACAAUACCUGCCACAACGUCAACAACAUCUACAACAAUACCUACAACAACAACAAUUCAACAACGAUAACAACAUUGAUGAAUUGAAAGUCAAACUUGAAAACGAAAACCUCUGGAACAGUUUCGCAAAAAUCGGCACCGAAAUGAUUGUAACGAAAUCCGGCCGGCGAAUGUUCCCAGCCUUUAAAGUCCGACUUUCCGGUUUGAAACCAAAUCUGAAAUACGCGCUUCUACUCGACGUCAUACCUCACGAUCGAUACCGAUACAAAUUCACAAACGGGCAAUGGUCGGUUACGGAUAAAACCGAAUCAGUGGCGGAUCUGAGCGGUUUGAGAAUGUUUGUCCAUGGAGACUCCCCAGCUACUGGAGAGCACUGGAUGAGGCAGGUCGUUUCAUUCCACAAAAUGAAACUCACCAACAACGCCGGCGACCAGCAAGGACAUAUAAUCCUGGCAUCGCUGCACAAGUACACGCCGCGAGUGCACGUGGUACAAGUUGACGACCUGCAAUGUCUGCCAACGACUCCCUUCAACACGUUCGUCUUCCAUCAGACGUCGUUCAUCGCCGUCACUGCAUACCAGAACGAGUUGGUCACCAGGCUGAAAAUCCAUCACAACCCCUUCGCCAAGGGUUUCAGGGAA